Messenger RNA from Striga asiatica, 903 nucleotides. Lineage: Eukaryota; Viridiplantae; Streptophyta; Magnoliopsida; Lamiales; Orobanchaceae. The record is from the annotation of a GenBank genome assembly.
AUGUGUUCUGGGAACUUUGGUGUGGCUAAGCUUGUGAGAGAUAAAGGAAGUGGUGAGCUAUAUGCAGUCAAGUACAUUGAGAGAGGAAAUAAGAUUGAUGAGCAUGUGCAGAGGGAGAUCAUGAACCACAAGUCAUUGAAUCACCCCAAUAUUAUCAAGUUCAAGGAGGUCUUGCUAACCCCGACUCAUCUAGCCAUCAUAAUGGAAUAUGCAUCAGGAGGUGAGCUUUUCGCACGAAUAUGCAAUGCUAGGAAUUUAGUGGAGAUCCUGACGACCUCAGAAAUUUCAAGAAAACAAUCAAUAUUGGGAAUGAGAAGCGAUCGGAAGUUGACAGUCAGGUCUCAGGUGGAGCAGGUAGUGAAUGAGAAGAGCUCAGAAGUUGACACUCAAAUGGAGCAGAUUGUAAAUGAAAAGAGCUCUGAAGUUAACACUCAGGUGGAGCAGAUGGGUCUGCAGAAGGACACGAACAAGAAAAGCUUGAACGAAAUGGUUAGCUAUUUCGUACAAGCCGUGGACGAAUAUAAGCAUAAGAUUUUCUUACAAGGUUUCCACAUCCGCCGUGCGGCGUCUCCCAGGACGGACCACCCGCCGUGCUUUCCUAAUGAGAAUUUGGGUAGCAGAGGUGCUGCCGAUAGUAGGCUGAAUACCAUUUUCGUGUCUAAGGUGUAUGAUGUGGGGUACGAGUCGCCAUUGCAGACUUUCCGGGAGGUGUGCCUUUCAGUUCCAUCAAAUAUUCACAAGUUUGUCGUGAUUGUUGCUCACAAAAAUCUACACCAAAAUUCUUCUAGGCAAAUUCUCCCGCCAGCGUACCACAAGAUAACACGUUUCCAUGGGACGAUAAUUGAUGAUAAAGUCGGUCACUCAGAAACAAUGACUUCUACCUAUGUGCACAUGCGGGGAUAA